Dufourea novaeangliae is the source of this 1349-nucleotide messenger RNA. RefSeq lists its product as uncharacterized. The record is from RefSeq and is a predicted model, not a curated record. Lineage: Eukaryota; Metazoa; Arthropoda; Insecta; Hymenoptera; Halictidae. Gene Ontology annotation, cellular component: BLOC-1 complex. Bases 370 to 876 code for a protein of 168 amino acids. The transcript is spliced from 5 exons.
AUUGUUUGUGAAUUAAUCUUUCUACUUAUGUAUACAAAUUACCACAGUAUCUUAUUACAGAAGUGUGUGUAUAUAUAUAUAUUAUAGAAGUAUAUACACAACACAAAUAGUGCAUAAAUUAUAUUUAAGGUGUUUGGGUUAGGUAUGCAUUUGGCUAUAUAAUACAUCAAUCUCAGCAGAACAAUACAGUAAGCUAUGGAAGAAGAAACAUGGGUUUCCUAAAAUAGAAGUAUAUAAACAGUUUGUAAUUAGUUUUUUCUAACUUGUAAUUAUUCCACUGAAUUUCACAUUUAAACUUUUGAAUACAUGGUCAUAACGUAGAAAGGGCAUCAAGAGUUUAUUUAAGAAUUUAUUAUUUACGGCUAUAACAUGGAUUUAAAGGCGGUUGUUGUCUCUGGAGAAGCUCCAGAAUCUGAUGAUGACAAUGCAAAUAUUGCCACUGGUGUAGGGUUUUCUUCUGUACGAAAUCCUAAUUACUGUGGUACCAUCAUUUCUGGUGAAGCUCCUGAAUCCGACGAUGAUGGAACAAGUUUAAGUAGCAUCAGUGGAGCAGUUGAUGCUAUGGCUUGUAUGCCUUACGCUGAAAUUAAAAUACCCAAAUCGAAAAAGGAUUCUAUUAGAUACAACAGUUUACUACAUAAAAAAUUAUAUGAAUGCAACGAAACAUUAGAUAAGGAUCUUACACAAACGACCGAAGAUACGAUCGGCACCGCCGCGCAGGAAUUGUCAUCAGUUAAUCGACAACUGUUAAAAAGUGAACUUAUUCUUCAAGAGGCUGUCUGUCAAUUGCGUAGUGCCUGCAGUCGAGCAAAGGAUGCUUCAAAUGCCUUACAUCAGCUCAUAGACGUCAAUUUUCUACACUCUGUUAAAACUUAAUUUACUUAAAUAUGUAGAAUACUUAAUAGGUAUCAAUAAACAUAAGAUCAUAUUAAUAAUAGUGGUAAUGACGAUCGUGUUAACAUUAAUAAUAAAGAUAACGAUAGUACGAUAUCAGUAUUAAUGUAUUAGGUACUAGUACAAGUUUUAAAAAAAAAGUAACACGCAUGCUACUCUCAAAGGAUUUGGUGGGUAGAAUAUAUUUUAUUGAGCAUUAGUUGUUCUCUUUCAUUGGCAGUUCUAUUAUAUGUAUCAAUUGUUUCCUAGUGUGUUUUAGAACUUAAUUAAAAUAUUACUUUUUUUCAAUGUGUCAUAAAGAAAGAUCAUUAGUCACGACAUACAGAACAAAUUUAUAAUUACUGACGCAUUCGCAUCCUGAUCGUUGCAUUUUAAAUAUCGAAAUGACAAUAAACGUGGACAUUAUUUUGUAACAUACAGAUAUUAAGGUAUAUAUAUCAAAGAAUGUCACGAUA